UCGAAGGAGAGCACACACUCCGUGCUUGCAAGCUCUCCCUCUCUCUCUCCGAGCCUUCAUUUACCCCCUCCUCCUCGAGCUUUCGUAUUUAGAAGCGACGAUUCGUAUCUUUGUGUGUCAAGUUUAGAUUGCUCGUCUUUGCCGGACAGUUGCUCUCUGCCACAUCGAAUCGGAGUGCGGGUCUCGGUGUACACCUGUAGAGCGCGUUGUCACGCGACAAUAAAUUAAAAAAAAAAAAAAAGAAUAAUAAUCAUCUGUUUGGUUUGGCUCCCGAUGUUGGAUGAGAUGAUGGCAAGCGCAGCCGUAGCUCCGGACUCCACCUCGGCCGAUUUCACGGUGCGGGAGCCUCGCAUCCCCCGACAACUGCACUACGCGAACGGCGACCCGGUCCUGCCGGCCGAUGUCAUCCCGGCGCGGCCGGUCAACGGCGCCAACGAUCAGGCCACCCGCAAGACCAGCCACCACCACCACCACCACCACCGCCGGAAACACAAAGACCCGCCAACCAGCGAACCAUCAACGGCCCGGCAACAACAGCAUCGUCGAAAGGUGGUGGUGGGUACGGUGCGAUUCAAUAACGGUAUGAGCCCCGAGGAGGAGGCGGCCCACGCGGCUGCCGUUGCCGCGGCCGUCGACAAGAUAGACGUGGAGUUGCUGCCCCCGCGGUUGGUCGUGCCCUCGGAGCGCCGGGCCCGCUGGUCGUCGCGCAACACCCUCCUGCCGGUCUCGCCCCACCAGCUCAUCGACGGCCGCAUCGUCAGGAGCGCCCUCAGGCUCAACCGCAAGAGGCCCAAGAGGGACGCCCUGCGCUUCACCGACAAAGAGAUCACCGGCUGCCUCGAGCCCGACAAUCCCUGGAUACGCCGACAAAAUCUGACCAAGGAGGCGGUCGUCGCCGCGUACAAGGAGGCCUGCGACAAGCACAAGGUGUUUCCCCUGCAAAACGUCAUUUAUCAAAUCAAAUCGGCGGAACAAUUGAACGAGCGCCUCGAGGAGAUGAGCUUCAAAGACCACAGUCUCCGACAAGCCGACUGCGACGCCCUGGAGGAGGUCUUCCGGAGGAUUUUGUUCUAUAAAGUCGAUCUGGACACCGCGAUCGGCGACGACAGCAGCGCCGAGGCUCUGUUUCAGAUAUUCGAGUUUUACGAGGCUGCCGUGCACAUCGUCCUGUCUAACAACCAAAACAUCGGCACCUGCGGCUGGCAAGCCUGCAGCAGAAUGCUGAGAAAGACGGAGUGCGUCAAACAAAUGGACGCCGUCAAUGUGCGCCUCACCGAGGAGUACAUGACGAUACUCACCCGCGGACUGAGGUACUCGUAUCUGGUGACGCUGACUUUCGAUUCCUGCCACCUCAACGGCCGAACCCUCCAACUUUUGGUACUGGCCUUGAAAUUUAAUUUGGCGUUGAGGCAGCUCUAUCUCCGCAACAACGAAAUACAGGGAGCCGAUUGCACCCACGUCGAAACCCUUUUGAGGUUCAACAGUCGGUUAUCGUACCUCGAUCUCAGCGACAAUUUGAUCGACGACGAGUACCUGGGCCGCGUGGUCAACGGGCUUUUGCAUCAGAUGCAUUUCGGGAAGUGCAGCAGAUCGAAAAAGGGCCUGGAAAGUCUCGUACUCUGGAACAACAAGUUGACCAAACGCUCGGCGCCACACCUAAACGCCGCCAUUCAAGGAACCAAAUCUUUGAAGUACCUGAGCAUCGGCUCGAACAAGCUUACGGAUGAGCUGAUAAUGGACCUGAGGGAGAGCUUGGCGGCGAACAAGACGUUGGUCAAGCUGGACUUGAGAUCAACCGAGAUCACGUGCUUCGGCCUCGCUGAAUUGGCGCGGGUUAUCGAGGACAACGACGUUAUCGAGGUGCUGGACGUGCGAAAUAAUCCCAUCUCCAAGUUGGGACUUCACAGUAUCAUUCAAGCGGUCGAGCUCAACAGAAAUGUCAAGGACAUCUUUGUCGACGAAAAAUCCAAGGUCAAGGAAGCCAGCAAAAUCAAAAUGAAGUACAGUGAAAUGGUGAAGCACCUGCAAAAGCUGUGCGAAAGCAACAAGGAACUCGCAAAGGAAGUCGAUGUGCGUGUUUCAGCUGCAACGGAAGAUGAGUUCGAGGACAGUGACGACAAUGAAAUGUUUGGCGGCGAAGAUUUGGAUGAGCUGGAACAGCCCCAAGAAGAACUUCCCAGUGAAUACAAGAGAUAUAUGACGUGGAAAAUAUAGAGACUAUAUACUUACAUAUAUCAUAAAACUAAUUGAAAACGAAAAAAAAGAACGGAUAUGAUAUUUUUUAAAAGACAAAUUGUGUAAAAUGUUGACAGAUUCAGUGAAU
Molecule: messenger RNA, 2323 nt
Organism: Copidosoma floridanum
Lineage: Eukaryota; Metazoa; Arthropoda; Insecta; Hymenoptera; Encyrtidae
Product: protein phosphatase 1 regulatory subunit 37
Source: RefSeq, a predicted model, not a curated record